AUGUGCGACAGCCUCCACAACAAAUGCGGUGUGUCACAGUCAUCUCCAGAGGAAAGCCUUUUCAAGGAUUGCGUCCUGUUUUCCGACGGCAUAAAGAAGGUCGUCAACAAUGGCACAAUGGCUGAUGCAUGGAAUUUCCUAUGGGGCUUCAAUACCAACUACGCAGCCCAAAAGGCCACUGGUGAAGGCACAGGAGGAAAGGGCGACGGUAAGCCUCAGAUUGAGAAAUCGGGCAGCAGCACUUCCUCCUCCUCCCCCACUCCUCCUUCUGCCACGCAGCCACCAAACAACAAUUCUAAUAAGGGAGCUGGCGGUGCGACUCAGAACGGAAACACGAACCAGAUGGGAAUGGAUCAAAACGGAAAUAUGCAGCAAAACAUGAACCAGAAUCAGCCUCAGAGCACGGAUCCGAACAUGAGCCAACAAAACAUGAACCAGAAUCAGCCUCAAAGCACGGAUCCAAACAUGAGCAUGAACCAGCAGGGCAUGAACCCAGCACCCGCAGCCGACACCGGACCUCCAGUCGAUCCCAAAGCUAUUGUUGAUAAACUCUUGGGUCGUCAAAUUGAUGUGACCAAAAUCCCCAACAAAGAUUGUCACGAUUACCGAAUUGAAUUCGGUUCGGGAUUCAAAGGUCGCGAAGCAAAAGAUGUAGCUUACCAGCCACUUCAACCAAUUUUCGGCCAUGGCGCUGCAUUAAACAUGGCGAUCAUCACAAGGUGUAUGUUACCAAUUACUUUGACCUCCCAUAACUCUGCCGCCCAAUAA
Molecule: messenger RNA, 768 nt
Organism: Puccinia graminis f. sp. tritici CRL 75-36-700-3
Lineage: Eukaryota; Fungi; Basidiomycota; Pucciniomycetes; Pucciniales; Pucciniaceae
Exons: 4
Coding region: 1-768 (255 amino acids)
Source: RefSeq, a predicted model, not a curated record